GUCGUUUCUUGACACAGUUUCUAACAACGAUAUCUCCCAUCUCCAUUCUAUAUAUCUAAUUUGUACCCCACACCCCGUUCUAUCGAGUCAUCCAUCAUGUCCUUCUCCAACCCUCGAAGGACCACUCCGGUGACUCGCCCGGAUUCUGGUUCCGGAAAUGGCCUGAGCCUUAAGACGAAUCUGGCACUACAGAAAGGUGCCACUUUCCACUCUCCGUCCAGCCCAUCGGCCUCUACCUCGUUCAAAGUUCCUUCGCUACCUCGUCGUUCCCAAACCAGCCUCGAUGAUGUUGUUGGUGCUCACGUUCGUCGCGCUGCCCUGAACAUCGGCAAGUUUGAGGAUACCUUGUCAGCGGCCAAGGCCAAGUCUUCGUCGUCAUCCAACCCGUGUUUGGACGACUGUCUUCCUAUUCCUAGAGGUUUCUUGGACCACACCAUUGGAGACACCAUGUCGGAUGACGCUUCAUCCCAGGAGACGGAGCGGCGCGUAUUGCGCCCUCGCAACCGUCGCUCAUCUCGUAACCAUGAAUCCGACAGUGGGCUAGGAACAUCUAUUGCCUCCACCCACCAGAAGCGAAAAGAGGCCAAGACGUCUGGAACCACUGCCUCAGCUAUCACUCGUUCUGUCACUGCUUCAAAGACGCAUAAUAGUCAACGUCUUAGCGAACGAGCUAAGAACCGUAUUCAUGAACAUAUUCUGAAACCGUUAUUGAACGACCGUACACUCAAGGAUUUCCGACCCAUUGUCCUUGACUGUCCCAGAAGGAUCCAGGAGGCACAAAUUGUUUGUCUCAGGGAUCUCGAGAAGACCCUAAUCUUUAUGGCACCGGUGAGUCAACUAAUGAAAGACCCUGGCGUCUGUGGAGUUACUUACCGUUCGUUGUGGAUGAAGGAGAGAGCAAAGUCUGUCGAACUGUAUCGUGAUUUUUGCCUUACCUCAAUUCGAUGCAUCCAAGCGACCGUCGAAUACCUUAGCGACCGAGAGCAAACCCGACCUCACGACCGACCUUAUAGCAACGGUUAUUUCAUUGAUCUCGUCGAACAAAUCCGCCAACACGCACAACAGAUGCAAGAGGCUCGCAGUAGGCAAGCCGCCGGAGAAGAGCUAGGAGAAAUGGAUAUUGACCCGACUGAUGAGGUCAAGCUCAUGGGUGGCCUUACUACCAAUGGACGGCCCGCUGAGUUGGUGCGUGUGAAGAAGAACGGCAAAGCCAUCUCUAUUGCUACAGGCGAACCUAUUGAGGACUACGAGGAAGAAACGAAGGGUCCGAUUCGAUUUAAGCGAUCAAUGAGCGAGCAAGCUGAGGACGAGGAAGAAAUCAUGCGAUCCAUGGCUCGCCGAAAGAAGAAUGCUUCCCCUGAAGAGCUUGCACCUAAGAAAUGUAAUCACCCUGGUUGCAAUAAGGAGUUCAAGAGACCUUGUGACUUGACGAAGCAUGAGAAAACUCACUCUCGUCCUUGGAAAUGUCCCAUUUCCACCUGCAAAUACCAUGACUAUGGCUGGCCUACCGAAAAAGAGAUGGACCGACAUGUCAACGACAAACACUCGGCAGCCCCCCCUAUGUACGAAUGCCACUUCAAGCCAUGCCCCUAUAAGUCGAAGCGCGAAUCCAAUUGCAAGCAGCAUAUGGAGAAAGCACACGGCUGGACUUACGUUCGCACUAAGACCAAUGGUCAGAAAAAGUCGAGCAAAGCCGGCAGCUCCGCCCAGCCUACACCCCUUAUCAAAGGCCUACCUACUCCUAGCAGUGAUCAGACAGACUCUGUUAUGACACCUCCCGAGGACUCUCUCUUUGGACAGUACAACGAUCAUGACUUCCCGGCCUAUCCUUCAGAUCAGGAAUUCAACGCUAGCUUAUUCGAUCACCAGACGUUUGACGGAAAUCUUCAGUUGGACUUCUCUCCAAUUGAUAAUAGCACACCCUCUACCACUGACUCUGAUCAAUUCAACACCUACGAGGACCUCAGUCCUGAAUUUACCGGUCAAUUUGAGGAUAUCUACGGUGCUCAUGUACGAGUACCGACACCCGCAGACUCUCUAUAUAAUAAGGACGUGGGUGCGUUCGUUGGUCUUGCUGUGGAUAAUUGCCAACAAGACCCCUUGCCGCAUUUGUCUGCCGGCCAAGGAAACCACCUCAUGUUGACGCCGCCAACCAUGGUAGAUGAAGGUUUUGAGGAUUUCCAGCCCGCCAACCAGUUCGGCCAAGAUUUCCCUCUUUUCCCAGCAACUUCCAUGGAGAAGACCACUGAGUUUGGCAAUAAUCUUUUCGGAGCCAUCCCGCCCAGUCUUGCUGCUGGCUACAGCCAGCCAUCAUCCCAAGACUUCAACAUCGAUUAUAAUCCACAAAUGGAUUGGUCUGCCGACUUUCAGGGGUUCCCUAAUUAGUCGUAAGUGACCAGUGUCAGCUCCUGAGGUAGCUGUCGAAUGAA
Hypoxylon trugodes is the source of this 2429-nucleotide messenger RNA. RefSeq lists its product as uncharacterized. The record is from RefSeq and is a predicted model, not a curated record. Bases 97 to 2385 code for a protein of 762 amino acids. The transcript is spliced from 2 exons. Lineage: Eukaryota; Fungi; Ascomycota; Sordariomycetes; Xylariales; Hypoxylaceae.